This is a messenger RNA of Strongyloides ratti, 3774 nucleotides long. Its product is annotated as Chloride channel protein 2. Bases 1 to 3774 code for a protein of 1257 amino acids. Lineage: Eukaryota; Metazoa; Nematoda; Chromadorea; Rhabditida; Strongyloididae. The record is from RefSeq and is a predicted model, not a curated record. Gene Ontology annotation, molecular function: voltage-gated chloride channel activity. Gene Ontology annotation, biological process: transmembrane transport; chloride transport. The transcript is spliced from 6 exons. Gene Ontology annotation, cellular component: membrane.
AUGUCUAAAAAAUUAACUUUUGAAAACGAGUUAAGAAAAAGAUUAUUAGUGAACACACCCAAUCUGGAAGGUGAUGAAGAUAGUGAUUAUGAGGUGGAGGUUAAUGAAAAUGAGGACUCACCUGUUGCCGCACUAUUAAAGAGAGUUCCAAAUAUACCAAUAUCAUUUCUUCCUUUUGAUAAUCAAGAUAUUUCAUCAUCAUCAGAUAUGAAGAAAGUUCCUUCAACUGAUUCUCUAUCUACUACAAAAGCUAAUCAGAAAUCACCAAAACUUGGUUCUGAUUAUCACUAUGAAAAGACAGUGGUAUUUGGCAGGUAUCAUUCUGAGGAAAUGCCUUUAGGAAUUCGCAAAAAUGCUAUAUUACAAUUACCUGGAUUGUCUGCUAAGUCUAUUGAAUGGGCUAAUAAAAAUGAAAUGGUAGGAAAGUCAAGAUCUGACUCAACAGUUAACAUUUUGGAUAAUGAUAAUAAGGAUCAAGAUAAUUUGUCUCGUGAGGGAAGAAAAAGAAAAUCAGGAGUUGUUCAGCGACAAGAUGUUACAAGUAACUAUACUAAAUUUAGAAGAAAUUUAAUACGUUAUUUUCUUGAUGAUUGGUUAUUUUUGGCAAUGUUAGGUUUUGCAAUGGCAUCAUGUUCAUUUUGUGUUGAUAAUUUAAUUGAACUCCUUCAACAUGGACAUAUUUUAAUGUUAAAUCAAGUUGAGAAUUCAUUUCUUUUAUCAGAAUUACAGAAACAAACUAUAACAUAUGUUGUUUGGACUGGUUAUUGUGUGCUUUUAACAACAACAUGUGCUAUUAUUGUUCAUUUUCUUGGUCCUCAGGCUAUAGGUAGUGGUAUACCAGAAAUGAAAACAAUAUUACGUGGUAUAUUUUUAAAAGAAUAUCUUAGUAGAAAAACAUUAUUAUCAAAAAUAAUUGGCCUUACAUUAUCAUUAGGUUCUGGUUUACCAAUAGGUAAAGAAGGUCCUUUUGUACAUAUUGCAUCAAUAUUAGCAAAUCAAAUGAGUAAAAUUGUUCAUAAUAAACAUUCCAUAUAUUCUAAUGAAGCAAGGCGUACAGAAAUGUUAGCUGCUGGUUGUGCUGUUGGAGUUGCAUGUACUUUUUCUGCACCUGUUGGUGGUGUUUUAUUUUCAAUAGAAGUAACAUCAGUCUAUUUUGCUGUUCGUAAUUAUUGGAGAGGUUUUUUUGCUGCUGCAUGUGCUGCAACAUUAUUUCGUAUAUUAAGGGUUAUCUUAUCAGAUACAAUGUUAACUGUUGUUGCAUUUUAUCAAACAAGUUUUCCAAGAGAUGCUUUUGUACCAAUUGAAAUUGCAUUAUUUAUAAUGCUACAAAGAUAUUUAGUUAAAGUUGUAAGAAAAUUAAAUAGUAUAUCAAGUGGUUUUUUGGCAAAACAUUAUUGGAUUUAUCCUAUAAUAAUAUCAUUUUUUAUAUCAACAUUAACAUUUCCAAAAGGAUAUGGACAAUUUAUUGCUGGUGAAAAAAGAUUUUCAGCAACAUUAAAAGAUUUUUUUAGUAACUGUACUUAUAUAUCAGAUUAUAAUGAUACUAAUUAUUGUGGUUAUGAAUUUUUACAAUCAUGGCAAGGUAAAAAUUUAGAAAAUAAUAUAUUUUUAGUAUUAGUAUUUUAUCAAGUAACUUUUUUUUUUCUUUCUGCUUUGGCUUCAACAAUUCCUGUUCCAUCUGGUAUAUUUAUGCCUGUUUUUGUUAUUGGUGCUUCAUUUGGUAGAACUAUUGGUGAAAUAAUGGCCUUAUAUUUUCCUUCAGGUAUUGAUGGUCAUGGUGAUAUUCUUAUUUAUCCUGGUGUUUAUGCUGUUGUUGGUGCUGCAGCAUUUUGUGGUGGUGUUACACAUACUGUUUCAGUUGCUGUUAUUGUAUUUGAAUUAACUGGUCAAUUAAUUUAUAUAUUACCUGUUAUGAUUGCUGUAUUAAUAGCUAAUGCAACAUGUGCAUAUUUACAACCAUCUAUUUAUGAUAGUAUUAUACAAGCUAAAAAUUUACCAUAUCUUCCAGAUAUUCCUUCAACAUCAUCUUAUUUUCAUGGUAUUAUGGUUCAACAAUUUAUGGUUAAAAAUGUUGCUUAUUUAACACAAACAUGUACAUAUAAAGAAAUUCAAGAUAUAUUAUAUCGUUUUAGAAAAUUAAAAUCAUUUCCAAUUGUUGAUGGAAAAGAUUCAUUAAUUUUAUUAGGAUCAUGUAGUCGACAAAUUCUUUUUAAUUGUCUUGAAAAUGCUGUUGGUGAUAAAGCUAGGAAAACAGAAGCAAAUCAUAGAAUUGAACAAGAAAAAAUUGAAGCAGCAAGAAGAAUGAAAAGUACAAAAGAAAAAGCUAAAGAUAUAAGAAGAUCAAUAUUAGAUAUAACUUUUGAUCCCACUUUACCAUUUAAAAAAAAAUCAAAAACAUCAAUAUCAGUAAGUGGUACACAAAAGCGUUUAUUUAAAAAACAAAAAGAUGUUGAUAAAUAUAAUGGAAUAAAUAAAGGAAAUUCAAUAUCAGAUAAUGCCCUUGAUGAUUUACCUAAAGGGAAAAAAAAGAAUUUAAAAAAAAUUUCUAAUGCUACUUUAAAUGAAUCUAAAAGUCGGUUUACAGUUACACCUGUUGUUACAAAUAUAAACUUACAAAAUAUUGAUUCUAAAAAAAGUGAUAGUGAUGUUGCUUCAUUAAAUUUAAAUAGUGAUGAAAAAUUAAAUAUUGAAAAUGAUGAACAAUCAACAACACAAUCUAGACCAUUUUUUUAUACAAAUAAAUUAGAAAAUCCUUUCUUACAAAAAAAUGAAAAUUUUGUUGAAGAAGAAAGCUUUGGUGGUAUUGGAUCAACAGAAGGUGAUAGUAAAUCAUAUCUUUCAGUUGAUCAUACUCAUUCAUCUGAUACAUCAAGAAAAAAUAGUUAUAAUAUUUUUACAAUUAAUUCAGCAAAAGAUGUUUAUAAUACAAUAUCUGGAGCAUUAAGAAGUUUACAAAAGAAAGGUCUAAUAGCAUUUUCAAGAGAUGAUUUUGAUGAAAAAGAUUAUGAUUUAUUUGGUGAUGAAAAAAAAGAGUGGGAAGAAUCACAAUUAGCAAAGACAAUUGAUAUGAAUAAUGUUGGUAUAGAUCCAGCACCAUUUCAACUAGUUGAAGCAACAUCACUUUUUAAAGUUCAUUCGUUAUUUAAUCUUUUAGGAUUAAAUAAAGCAUAUGUCACAAAUUGUGGUAAAUUAGUUGGUGUUGUUUCUUCACGUGAUAUUAGAAUUGCUAUAGAAAGAAUACAACAAGGAAUAUUAUUUCCAUCAUCACCGGGAAUAUAUGUUGAAGGAAAUAAUGUUGAAGAGUAUAAUGGUGAUACAUUUAUAAAUGAUAAUAAUAAUAAUAAUAAAGAUAAUAAUAAUGAUAGUAAUAAUUAUUUAAAUACACCAAUUGUUCCUGAAAUUCUUGUUACUAAUGCACCAGAAGAAAAAUCUUCAAAACUUUUUAGAAGAAAAACAACAUUAAUAAGAACAAAUUCAGAUCCCUGUCUACAUGAUAUUGUAUCUAAAUUAAAAGCACCAUCUAAACCACGUUUAGUAAGAUUAAAUUCAACACCUUGUGACAAAAGAAAUAAUGAUAUUGAUAAAAGUUUUGAAAAAAUAAAUUAUCCAUCAAUUAUUCAAUACGAAUCAAAAGAUAGUUUAAUGUCGAAUAAACAAUCGGGUAAAAAUAAUGAUAUCGCUAUUGUAAUAGAUUCAGAUGAUAAUAAUGAUGAUGAUGAAGAACCUCGUGAUGGAUAUAACACGCUACCUGGAAAAACUUUAUUUAGAUUUUAA